AUGGUAGAAAUGAAGCAAGACGACACUUACUAUCAAGCUCUAGUAGCCUUUGGGGAGAUUGAGGCGGAUCUAGAAGAGGAUCCAGAAGAAAACCCAGAGGGGAGACCGGAAGAAUAUAUGGAGAGUGACACAGACCAUAUACGCUCUGUUGAGGAUAAAAUAAUCAGUCUCAAGCGUCAACUCUUUGCAGCCGAAGCUAGGGUCAUUCGAGCCGAGCGAAGAGAAGAGGUGAACGAACUCGCUAAACUUCUAAUACGUCAGCUCGACGAUUGA
This is a messenger RNA of Lactuca saligna, 273 nucleotides long. NCBI's taxonomy places the organism in Eukaryota, Viridiplantae, Streptophyta, Magnoliopsida, Asterales, Asteraceae. The record is from the annotation of a GenBank genome assembly.